AUGAUGGCUAGAAAAGUGGGGUCAGUUUGGGCAGAGAGGUACUACAAGGGCUUACAUGAGCAGAAAUUCAACAAUAAUUGGGAAGUGCUCCUAAUGUAUGCAUGUGAGGGUCUUCAUCGCUUCAUGUUCACUCAACACCUUGUUGGUGUUCACAACAUAUCAGGAGCUGCCAUAUCUAUUUUCCUUCUCUAA
Molecule: messenger RNA, 192 nt
Organism: Sphenostylis stenocarpa
Lineage: Eukaryota; Viridiplantae; Streptophyta; Magnoliopsida; Fabales; Fabaceae
Source: the annotation of a GenBank genome assembly